AUGGAGCUUACUUGGCUCGCCGAUACCCCUCAAUCUAGACGCCGGACGCGGGCGUUGCGAGCAUGUGCUACUUGCCAACGACGAAAGAAACGCUGCCGCCAUCUAGACACAGCGAACGGCGUAAGCCAUAAUUACGUCCCACAGACAGGUGCCAGCAGCCAUGUACCGCUACAGCGGCAACAACAGAGUACUGCUAUCACUGGCGAUCAACCGGUUGAUACGACCCUAGCAGGUAGUCUUAGCAUUCCAGGCGGCGUGCCCUCAAGCACCUCUCGAACAGAACGGUUUGUUGGAGACCUAAAUCCAGAAGCUGUGAUCCGGGAGAAACUGGACUCUGCCAACGCAAGCCAUCUGCGGGAUCGAAUCGGGCUCUGGAUCAGCUCGUCGGAAGUUCAUGGCCAUAAGAAGCAUGUGCCUAAUACUGACCAUGAGUGGACCGGACACCGUCCCCCAAAUGGGCCAGAGUUACCAUCUGUCGCAUCCGCGCUCAAUCAACAAUAUUCAUCUGGCAUGGAUGCCUGUCGCCGUUUGCCCCAUUCUACCCGCCAUCAUCUGUUCUCAAUUUAUUUCAGCAAGGUCAACCAUAUCCUACCCCUUGUCGACCAGGCAUCUUCAACCCAGGCCAACUCAGAUAGCAUUGCAUCUGUUUUCCUGGAGAGAGCCAUUUGCCUUGUCGCUGCUAAAGAUAGGGCGGCUGGUCCUCACCUUCGCUUCAGCAAUGAUGGGCCUCUCAUUUCCUCUCGUUUAUUCUGCUCUAAGUUAUAUCAGGGUUUGGUUGUCGCUUUGAACGUUGGGCUGGAAUCUGAUAGACUUUGUCGUAUCCGCAUCUUGGCCCUUAUGUCUCUGCAUUGCGAGGGUUACGAAGGUGCAGAGGCGGCGUCUAUGCACCUCUGUCAGGCCAUUCAUCAAGCUCAAACGGUAGGCCUGCAUUUGGACCGACCUGGUCGGACACCCGGCGAUUCUCUAUUUAAUCUUUUCUGGUGCCUAUGGGGCCUGGAUAGGUUGCAUGCCUGUAUCGGUGGUCGCCCAGUCAUCCUCUCUGACUGUGAUAUUGGGAUUGAGAAACCGAAAUUUCAGGAUCUUUCUCCCAAAUCCGCCUUUGAUAUCUGGUUUGCAAUAUCUGAUCUACUGUCGACCGUGAUCUCGCUUUAUCGACCUUCAUCGGAUCAUACGGUUGGAUGGGAGGGCGAAUUCCCUGCUGCAUUUGAAGGCAUUACAGGCGAUAAACUGCGAGAUGACCUGGACUUUGCUACACUAGGUUUCCUUGAGCUGUACUAUCAUGCAGUUGCCAUACUGUCAUGCAGAUACAAAGUUACCCACCGGUCGGAUGAGUCCAGGCCUUCGUAUGUCCGCCAAGGUCUUGCUGCCAUCCGAAUCCACUCCAUUGUUGCUACCGAAUGCUCCCAUGAGUUACCGCCUUUGCCUAUUGUUCCAUACGCAUUAGCACUUUCUAUGGGUGUAUCAUAUCAACAAUUUCGCUCAAGUAAGCUCAUCACGCAUCUUGAUCGAUCCCGGACCAGCCUGGAAGCUUGCUGUACUCUGCUCGAAGAACUGGGCGGGUUCUGGUAUUCUGCAGAAGCAACGGCGCGACUGGGUCGAAAAGCGUUGCACCAAAUUGACGAGGCCGAGCUUGGACAUCACCAACAUGGCCGGGCUGCCAGUCCUGCCACGCCCACAACUCAGAAUCCGAGGGCGUUUCUCUCCCCGCCUCCGGAUUCGUCUCUCGAUCCCGCCCAGGGCACUCUGAGUAACGUACGCAGUGGCGUGACCUCGACUGCGCUAGGGCAGGAACUUCCGCCCCGGCCAUUGUAUUCGCAAGAUAUCAGUGCCCCGGACCCUGAUCAUGACAACUUUACGGAUAUUGACACGUUGUUUGGAGAUUUCCUCGAUCUCUCUUUGCCCACCAAUUUCUGGGACCCCUUGUUCAUGACAGAGCCACCUCCCGGAACCUAGUAGGACCCUCCCUUAGAAAUUCCAGGCCAUGCUGAGGGUGAGCGUAAUCCUAGCUACAGCAUCUUCGGGGGCCGGCAUCAGGGUCUGCGCGCAGGUUCGCAAGACAGGCGACAAGGAACUGGCUCUAAUUUGUGCCGAUCUUUGCUCGCUACCAAAGCUGACAGGCUCAUCA
This is a messenger RNA of Aspergillus welwitschiae, 2125 nucleotides long. RefSeq names its product transcription factor domain-containing protein. The transcript has 3 exons. The record is from RefSeq and is a predicted model, not a curated record. Bases 1 to 1953 code for a protein of 650 amino acids. Gene Ontology annotation, biological process: DNA-templated transcription; regulation of DNA-templated transcription. Lineage: Eukaryota; Fungi; Ascomycota; Eurotiomycetes; Eurotiales; Aspergillaceae. Gene Ontology annotation, molecular function: DNA binding; zinc ion binding; DNA-binding transcription factor activity, RNA polymerase II-specific.